AUGUUUAUUCAUGCGCAAACGGACAUCCAGAUUCUCUCAUUCCACACACUACGCUCAACACGUGCGAGAAGUUGCUCUUUCCUAACGGGAAAGUGGAGUCCAACUGAGGUGGUCCCGUACAAUUUUAGCGGCACGUGGUCUUUGACACGACGGACCUCCGCCACGGAACAGAUGCCGCGGUAGAGGCAUGCGGUCCGUGUCGGCGUGGCAUUUCCUCUCGUCCGUUUGUGUUGUCUGUCCAAACUGUGUGACGUCGCUGUAAAGUUUCUUCACUUCGUAGGAAUCUGAAUUCCUUGGACUGUUUGUGUACGUUACGGUUCCCCUUUUGCUGUGCCUUCGGGAUCGCAUGGCCUAUCAGAGGCGGAGAGCGGCAGCAUGUACAAUAGAAGUGUCUCGUGAUCUUUUCUCUCCUGAAAGAAACUUGCAUGACAAUUUUUCGUCUCUGGCGAUAACAAUGGCAUUCCGCACUGUUUCCAAAGUUCUCCCGACCCUAAGUCACUGUUUCCCAGGUCCCCUGUCGGUUGCUGCGUCGUCGUCUUUGCCGGGUCAUUCUAAAGGGGAGGAGUCUGUCCCAUGUCGCGUUCACCGUUCGUUUCGACUUUCUCCCGUAGCAGAUCACGAGGCUGAGGCGCUGAGUGGCAGCGGUAACGACACCUCAGGUUGUUCUCAGAGAGAUCGUUUCUGCGCAGGAAACGGGUCAGACUGCAAGGCUCGACGCACAUCUGACGGAAACGGCUCCCCUCCUACCAAUGCACGCAUGUCCGAAAAGCUUUCUCUGUUCAAGAACCAUGCGUAUUCCUGUCUCGAGCAGCGUGCGUGCCCCGCGUCCAACCGAAAUCUGGGCGACACUGCUGCCUGCCCUCUCUCUGCCUUUUGUCGCUCGCUGGUUCGCCGAACACCCUCCCGGUUAUGGCUUCCGCCCCAAUGUUCUCUGCUGUCAGGCUGCUCCGCUAGGUCUUGCCCUCCUAAGAUCUCAGUCCGAGCGACUAACGGUGCCUCUGAACAGGCCUCCUGGCAAGACUUUCACCCCGCGUUGGGCCGGGCUGUCGUGCCGCUGUCCUUGUCUGGCAGGGGCACCGCAGGCACUCACCUAGUCAGAAAGUUCGGAACUCAGCGCGUGGUUCAGAAGCGUCGUCACCAAAUGCGAAUUCUUCACCCUGCUCAAACGGCGUACGUGCCGGUUGAGCAGCGCCCACCGCCCAUUCCCCACUCUCUUACCGCGUCGAGCACUGUGAAAAGACUCUUGAACAAUAACACCGUAGCAGCCAAGGAGGCCGCGAAGCGCAUCAACUGGGGCGCCUACAUUUCCCACCAGAGAGGUGUGCGGUGGCACCCCCAGGGUGCGUGGCGCGUGCAGUUCUCUAGACGGAACCACGAACGAAAUUUUUUCGUUCGCUGCGAGUGUUACUUCAGGGUCGGCACCUAUGGCUUCCAGAUGGCGAAAGACCUGGCCAUACGGUAUCGGCAGCGUCUCGAGAAAGAAUGGGAAGAGCUUCAGGAGCAGUGGACGAAACUUGAUAUUCUGGAGGCUGAACAGCGGGCGAAGUACAAGGAGAAGAGGGAGGAGCAUCUCCUCCUAGGCGCCGGCGAGGAACCGGAGCUCCACUCUCGGAGAAGCAAAUAGGCAGGCUGGGGAAACGCGUGGGUGAGGUUCGGAGGGUGCUUUAAAACUGGCUACGGGUGCACGUUUUUUCACUGGACUGCGACUGUGGUAAAUAAGCUGUUGUGGGGUUCUUUGCUCUUGACACGACUCUGAAUUCCCACUUCGAAGCGGGUCGAACGCCCGUUCGUGACAGCUCGUGUCAUUGUCACCCGGUAUAUGGUAGCGGGAUUGUGCUGUUGACCUCGAAUGGAUCCUUUCUGGACGCGCUAGCAUUAAGGAGUGCCUUCUGUUCGUUGACGAGGUGCGUGUCUCCCCGGGUCACCGUGCAGUUACCGAAUGAGCACUCUCCUGAAUUGUGUCCGUGGCACCGUUCAUCUUUGUUGCCUUCAAGUAUGUGAAAAGGCCCGUAAGCGGUGAUGACACGGGCUGCCCAUAAUGAUGCAUGUUACACGGAUGGCACAAGCUGCGGUUAACCUAGUAGAUCGUAAGCGCGUUUGUUCUACCUUUUCGGUGACAUGACGGGAGAGUGUCGGCAUGAAAAAAUCCAUUUUGGUUUCAAGUGAGUAUAGGCUGCACCAAACUGAAGUUUCCACUUGUUGUUCAGGAAGACAAAUGAGGUUUACGCAGGACAUACGUGUGCACUUUACAUGG
This is a messenger RNA of Toxoplasma gondii ME49, 2254 nucleotides long. RefSeq names its product AP2 domain transcription factor AP2IV-1 (gene AP2IV1). The coding region runs from base 347 to 1624 and encodes 425 amino acids. Gene Ontology annotation, molecular function: DNA-binding transcription factor activity. The record is from RefSeq and is a predicted model, not a curated record. Lineage: Eukaryota; Apicomplexa; Conoidasida; Eucoccidiorida; Sarcocystidae. The transcript has a single exon. Gene Ontology annotation, biological process: regulation of DNA-templated transcription.